Molecule: messenger RNA, 432 nt
Organism: Prunus armeniaca (apricot)
Lineage: Eukaryota; Viridiplantae; Streptophyta; Magnoliopsida; Rosales; Rosaceae
Source: the annotation of a GenBank genome assembly
AUGUUCUUGGAACCAAGCAGAACUCUACAAUUGCUUAGGAGGCUAAGGGCUUUCUGGUCACUGGGUAUGUCUGUGACGCCUCGUCUAAAACCGGAAGUGGCUUCUUCUUUCAAUGGCAAGCUCAACUUACUUGUAAAUGAUGUUGAGACAAAUAUCAGGAACCCAACUGCUGAGUUCUGGGACCAGCAACAAGUAAAGAUGGGAGCAGAUCUUAGACAAAGCUGCAAGCAAUUAUAUCUCCAAAGGCACUUAGAACCCAAGAAAGACAUGCUAUACUCCAAGGGAUACCUCUGGCGCAGGUCUAGACAAGUAUUUUUGGCCUUAGUUCUUUAUUUGAUCCAUUUUGUCAUGUUUCAGGUGUGCUUGAAUCAUGGGAUAAGGUUUUGCAUUUCAAGGAAGCCGUAUUUACAUACAAGUCACAUGAAGACCUGA